Molecule: messenger RNA, 2622 nt
Organism: Penicillium oxalicum
Lineage: Eukaryota; Fungi; Ascomycota; Eurotiomycetes; Eurotiales; Aspergillaceae
Exons: 3
Coding region: 1-2622 (873 amino acids)
Molecular function (GO): arylsulfatase activity
Source: RefSeq, a predicted model, not a curated record
AUGAAGGGUAGCACGCGACAGCGGUUGAAAAACACCGCCCGCAUUCUGCUCUCGCCGACAUUAUGGUUUGAUGUAUACUGGCCAGCCUCGCGCCAGUACUGGUUCUCUCUUCUCUUCAUCGGUGUCAUCAGCGCCAAGCUACUACGCAUUUACUCUCACCUCAACUCUCUCUCCCCAAGCAAGUUCGUCAUUUGGGGGCCCACCUUUUUCUACCAAGAUGUCGCCUGUAUCCUCAUCGCGCGAGCUCUGUGCCACAAUUUCCGCAGAAGGUGGCUCCGCAUUAUUUCUGCACCGGUGGUGGUCUUCGCCAGACCGUUCCAUGACUUCACACUGAUUUCGCGACGAUUCCAUAGUCUCUCCAUUUCCGGAUUGGCCGCGGCCAAUAUCUCCUUCUACACACAAACAGGAGCUGAGAUUCACUGGCGACAAGCGCACUCGUUCCAUGGAGAUGCCGCCUCCGUCAAGACCCUGUUGGCUGGACUGACGGGCAUCAUCGUGAUGGAAGUGAUUUUUGGCGCCGCGACAUGGAUCUCGAGUUCUUAUCUUUACAAUGGGGUUGGAACGGUGGCCUACAUUCUGUGCGAGGCAUUGCGCCUGCUCCUCCCAUGCUGGAAGCCACAGUCGGCCUCCAAAAGUCCCGGUAAUUAUGCGCAAGUGGCCCACAGAGACUGGGAUGAGGAGGAUAACGACUCCGAGGCCAUGUUCAACCUUGACGACCCCGCUGCCCCACGGAAGCCGACGCCGAGGAAACCUGUGCCUUUGCUUUUGCGCGUUUUCACAGCCUCGGCCGCCAUCCUUGUACUCUUCUUGGGACUACUCCGCCCGUCCGAUCCCGCAUACUCCUUCCUUUCGCAGACGGUCUUUCUCACGCCCCUCGAAAAGCCGCCGCAGCGUGAUUCGACCUUCUCCGUGGAAAUUCCGUCCGACUUGCCCGGUGACUUUAGCUGGCUAUACAACCACACUGCUCUCGCUUCCCCUCACCACCUCGACUGGCUGCCACCGAAGGCACUGGCCGGUUUCCGGGACUGGUACGAGAAUGGCAAAGAAGGAGCGGCGCUACACUAUGAUCCAACACACGACCCGUUGAAGAUUUCCAACCUGGAUCGUGAUCUCGUGAAGCCAUGGCGCACGGCGCUUCAGAGUGGUGAUGUGAAGAUCAAGCACGUGUUCUUGCUCAAGCUGGAAAGCACCCGAGUGGAUGUCUUUCCCGUCCGCAGAGAAUCGUGGGUCGGCGAUAUCAUCCGCGACUCAUACGGUGGUACGAUUCCAGAUGUGGUCGAUCAGCGACUGGCCAAUCUUUCCCGCAACGCCGAGCGACUCACGGGCGUCUCAGCCGACUGGUCGCAUAGCGAUCACUCAUGGGAGCCGCGCGGCGGAAUGUACGCCACUAACGCCUACACCGGAGACACGUUUACGCUGAAGAGCAUUCUGGCCUCGGUGUGUGGAAUUGCGCCUUUGGUCGUUGAUUUCAACAAAGAGUAUCUGCACCACAUCUAUGAGCCAUGCAUGCCGCACAUAUUCGACGCCCUGAAUGCCCUGUCCGGGACGAAUGAGAGCAGCCACGUCAAAGGUGACGAUUUUAAAACAUGGCCCUGGCAUUCCGUUUUUAUGCAAAGUAUCACCGAUACUUAUGACAAUCAAGAUCUUCUACUGCCUGUUUUGGGUUUCAAGGACAAAGUCACAGACACCAGAAUUGAGAAAGACUCGCGCGAGAGAAAGGACGGCCACAAACCGAAAAAGUUCAACUUUUGGGGCUAUCCGGAGCACGAGCUCCGACCAUACUUUAUCGACGCUUUGAAACACGCCGAAAAACACCACGAGCGCCUGUUCCUAACUCAUCUGACGGGACAGACCCACUAUCCCUGGGACAUGCCUGUUGGGGACAAGAUCGAGGAGCUCAUGCACCACAACAUCUUCAAUGGUCGAAACCGGAUGAAUCGGUACUUGAAUACACUGGGCGUGGCCGAUCGGUGGAUCGGAGAGGUCUUUGAGAUUAUCGAGGAAGCCGGAGUAGCCGAUGAGACAUUGGUGGUGCUCGUCGGUGACCACGGCAUUUCUUUGAUCGAAGACGGCGGCGUCACUCCUUAUGACAACCCUCAUGUGUCCAGUUUUCACGUUCCGCUAGUGUUCUCACAUCCAAAACUUCCUCACAUCAAGAUCGACGGACGAGUCACGUCGAUGCAGAUUGUGCCGACGAUCAUGGACCUCCUAGUUGAGUCAGGAUCUCUCGACAAGGACGCCACACGCGCCAUCAAGGAUCUUCUCCCACUGUAUGAAGGUCAAUCCAUGAUUCGCGACCUUGUUCCGGAGAAGGACGGCAAGCUGGAUUGGCAAUUUACCGUCAUGAAUACCGGUGCGACUUGGUUGGCCGUGCGAUCCGCUCCCAAGCCAUACCGCCUCGUGGUUCCUCUGGUGUCGGAUGUUGAGUGGCGGUUCUCCGACGUGGACCAGGAUCCGCACGAGCUGCACAAGCUUCAGUCGUUCACACUGCCUCCUCUUCUGAAAGAGGUUGAAGACGCCCAUGGUGAAGAGGCCCUGAAAUGGGUGAUUGAAGCUGCGCAUGUCACACGAUGGUGGGUCAGUGAGAACUGGCGUCGUUACGAAUACCAGCCCGAAGCAUGA